Penicillium macrosclerotiorum is the source of this 2508-nucleotide messenger RNA. It is a transcript of the gene pxa1, whose product is annotated as putative peroxisomal ABC transporter (PXA1). Gene Ontology annotation, cellular component: peroxisomal membrane. Gene Ontology annotation, molecular function: ATP binding; ABC-type transporter activity; long-chain fatty acid transmembrane transporter activity. Lineage: Eukaryota; Fungi; Ascomycota; Eurotiomycetes; Eurotiales; Aspergillaceae. The record is from RefSeq and is a predicted model, not a curated record. Gene Ontology annotation, biological process: fatty acid beta-oxidation; peroxisome organization; very long-chain fatty acid catabolic process. Bases 1 to 2508 code for a protein of 835 amino acids. The transcript has a single exon.
AUGGCCGCCCAGUCGACUCUCCGUCACCCGGAGGAUCCCCUCCUUGUGCUCUAUCGACGAUAUACAAAUUUGAUUCGGUCUCGACUCACGCGCACAACACGUACGACACGUCUCGUCGCCACGGUCGCCCUCCUCUUAUCGAUUAUCGGCUCGGGUUAUGGAGGAUACAAGUGGUUCCGGGAGCGCGCCAGGGAGCGCGCCCAGGGUCGCCGUCUACUGCGGCGAAAUUCCGGCAUCCGGGGUAAGGAUGGAUCUCGUACUAUCUAUGUGCCCUACAAGGGCUCAUUGACCUCCAAAGUCUUGAUCCAUCCGACCAAGCCGACCACGUUUGAUGCCCAUCGCCGACUGUUUCUAAACCCGCCAGUCUCGGCUCGCAGCAGAGAGGAUGGCUCGGCGAGCCAAAUUCCCCCGCCGACAACCAAGCCGGGCUUGAACCUAGCCUUUCUCCAUCAAUUUCUGAGCCUCGGCAGUAUCAUGGUUCCGCGCUGGGGGAGCAAGGAGACGGGUCUCCUGAUGAGCCACGGCGUGUUCCUACUGUUGCGAACGUACCUCUCCUUGCUCAUUGCCCGGCUGGAUGGGGAGAUCGUCAGAGACCUGGUCGCUGGCAAAGGCAAGGCGUUCCUGUGGGGCAUCGUCAAAUGGUGUGGUAUCGGAACCCUAGCAUCCUAUACCAAUGCCAUGAUCAAGUUCCUCCAGUCCAAGGUCUCAAUCGCCUUCCGGACCCGCUUGACGCGGUAUAUCCAUGAUCUCUACUUGACUGAUCAGAAUAAUUAUUACAAGUUGAUGAAUUUGGAUGGGGGAAUUGGCCAGGGUCCUGAUCAGUUCAUCACUCAGGAUCUCACCCUUUUCUGUUCCGCCGCAGCUGCUUUGUACUCCUCGAUGGGUAAGCCGAUGGUGGAUCUAUUUGUCUUUAACUACCAACUUUAUCGCUCGCUUGGUCCUAUCGCCUUGAGCGGAAUUCUUGCCGGUUAUUUCAGCACAGCGGUGGUGCUCCGAAAGCUAUCCCCGCCAUUUGGAAAACUCAAGGCAGUUGAGGGCAAGAAAGAGGGCGACUUCCGAGGCCUGCAUUCUAGGCUGCUUGCGAAUGCGGAAGAAAUAUCCUUCUAUGGGGGAGCUGAUAUCGAACGCAUCUUUCUCGUCCGAAGCUUCAAGGACUUGCAGCGAUGGAUGGAGGGUAUUUACAGCCUCAAGAUCCGCUACAACAUGCUCGAGGAUAUGAUUCUGAAGUAUUCGUGGUCGGCCUUCGGCUACCUGGUGACCUCUUUGCCCGUCUUCCUUCCCGCCUGGGGCGGCUUGGGCGGUGCGAUGGAGCUGGCUGAUACACCGGAGGGCACAACGCGCGAACGGGGCCGUAUGAAGGAGUUUAUCACCAACAAGCGUCUGAUGCUGUCCUUGGCCGAUGCUGGUGGCCGCAUGAUGUACAGCAUCAAAGACAUCUCGGAGUUGGCGGGCUACACUUCACGAGUCUACUCCCUCAUCUCAACCCUUCAUCGUGUCCACGCUGAUGCGUACUACCCAUCACGGGGCUCGCAUCCUGAGCUGUACUCUCUAGCCGACGCCCAGGGCACCUAUCACAAAGGCUUUGAUGGUGUGCGCUUGGAGCAGGUUCCUAUCGUUGCGCCGUCGCUGUACCCAAUGGGUGGGGAUGAAUUGGUUGAGUCACUAUCUUUCAUUGUGCACUCCGGCGACCAUCUGCUCAUCUCAGGGCCCAAUGGUGUCGGCAAGUCUGCAAUCUCCCGUAUUGUCGCUGGCCUGUGGCCUGUCUAUCGUGGUCUCGUCAGCCGUCCUCGUGGAUUUGGUCUGGAUGGCAUCAUGUUUCUCCCGCAGCGACCAUACCUCAGCGUUGGUACUCUCCGUGACCAGGUGAUCUAUCCCCAUACCGAAAUCGAUAUGCGGGAUGCUGGGGAAACAGAUGCAAAUCUACAAAAGAUCCUCGACGCUGCCCAUCUGGGCUAUCUUCCCCAGCGGGAGGGCGGAUGGGAUACUCGCAAGGAGUGGAAGGACGUCUUGAGUGGCGGAGAGAAGCAGCGUGUCGCAAUGGCGCGGCUUUUCUACCAUGAGCCUCGCUACGCCUUUAUUGACGAAGGUACUUCGGCGGUCUCCUCAGAUGUAGAGGGCCUUCUAUACGAGCAAGCCAAGGAACGUGGUAUCACACUCAUUACGAUUUCCACCCGGGCCUCUCUGAAGAAGUACCAUACCUAUAACAUGACCCUUGGUCUUGGUGAAGCUGGUGAGCAGUGGGAGUUUGAGAGAAUUGGCACUGAGAAGGAGAAACUUGGUGUUGAGAAAGAGCUACAAGAGCUGCGCAAGCGACUUGACAAGGUCGAAGAGUGGAAGCAGCGUCGGGAAGAAAUCGAGGCCGAAUUACGAAAGGUCUGGACUCAUGAGGGAGAAAUUGAUCCCCCACCGUAUCAAGAGGAAGAACAAGAAAAGGGGAAGGACAUGGCUACUUCUACUUCUGCUUCUGAGGUUGUGGUUAAAACUCCCGCUGAAAUGACUGCCAAUUGA